Molecule: messenger RNA, 1993 nt
Organism: Perca fluviatilis (European perch)
Lineage: Eukaryota; Metazoa; Chordata; Actinopteri; Perciformes; Percidae
Gene: jpt1a
Product: Jupiter microtubule associated homolog 1a
Exons: 5
Coding region: 174-632 (152 amino acids)
Cellular component (GO): nucleus
Source: RefSeq, a predicted model, not a curated record
UCCUUCUGGUCACUUAGCUAGACAGUCUUGUCCACUCAGACUGGAGGCAGGUUGAUUAUUUGGAGCCACCGGCUAGGACAGACAAUGAUGAGGCGGUAAAGUGCUGCUAGUGAAAGUGUUAUUCGCGUGUAACCUGUGAGAUUGAUACAUAUUUUACGACUUCUUGUGCAAAAAUGACGACGACCACGACAUAUCAAGGGAUGGAGCCCGGCUCUAAAAGCAGUUCCAGGGUUUUGCGCCCUCCUGGCGGCGGCUCCAACAUUACAUUUGGUGCAGAUGAGAAGAAGGCUCCCGUCCGGAAAGACAAGAUGGCCUCCAGUGUUUUCGCUGAGCCAGAGGACCCCUAUGCCAAUCGAAGGAACAAUCCACCAGGUGGGAAGCCCACAGGUGUGCUUUGUGGUGAGUCAUCAGCCCCCCUGAGGAGAGGAGGGAACCAGACCAGCAACCAAUCUGCAGACGCCCCCACCACAGAUGGAGAAAAUUAUGUACGUGAUUAUGAUAACAGUGCUCCUGAGCCUGAAGCCGUUCCAGAGCAGAAGGAGGAGGCCCCCCCAGCAGACGAUCCCGCUGCAGGAAUACCGUCUGGUCGGAGGAACCCACCUGGGGGCAAGUCCAGCCUCAUUCUGGGUUGAAUCCCAGCCAACUACCCCUACAUACAUCUACUCAUGUCUGAACUCAUCCGUUCUUUUCUUUUUUUUUAAACAAGGAACCCCGGCCCAUUUGUCUGUAUCGCGGGAAUCUUAUCUGUUGUCCAACUGACACAAGUUUCCUCCACAUCCCCAAGUGCAUUGUUUUGAUACCUCUUUUUUGAAAACUGUUUUGUACUGUUUGUUUGUUUUGACAGAAGCACUUUAUGUAUUUCUAUGUAUAUGGUUCAAAGUCUGCCUUUGCCCCUGUAUUGUAUUAGACCUUCCAGACAGGGUACAAAGAGCAUAUUUCUUAUAUCAACAAGUGAUAAAUCAAUCUCCCCUAACUUUAUUGCCACAGCAGAAGCUGUGCGUGAUUAUACAAGCAGUUUCCAGAACACAAGCAAAAUAAAAGCUUUCACUUUUGCAUUGUGUUCAGUUUAAAACCCAUCUUGCAUGCAUGUCUGGUCUAUAACGUAUGAAUGUGAGAAGAAACCUAACUGUGAAGUUUUUAUUUAUUUAACCAGUUUGUUAGUUGUUUUUUUGUGGAAUAAUUGUUGUAUUGUUGCAUGGAGUUGGAAUCUUUUUACUGAUUAUAGUAUUAUCCACUUAGGAGCCAAAUAGCAGCCACAUAAAUUACUGUCAUUGUGAUCUGAGGGAUGCAAACAUUUGUCUUUAGAUGAAUACUGCAGGUCCCAUGUAACAGAAUUGAAAUAAGCCUUUUUUAUAUUAUUGUAGUCACUAACCUUAGAUUAUUGUAACCCCAGUGCCAGUUUUUGAGUACCCCAUGUUUUUAUAGGUAAGAUUUACUCUACAAUAAAGUGUGCCUGUUUGUUAGUUAGGCUACAACAUCAAAUAAAGUUGGGUUUACCUAAUUGCAUUCUGCCAGUAUUAACAUGAACUGUUUUUUUUUUCCAUUGUGAGUUAAUGGAAUGUUGUUGGUACUAAAGUGUUUCUGGUAAACCCAUCCUAGAUUUGACAAGUGACCUUAUGACAGCUCAGCCUUUUUUUCUAUGCUUUACCCCCCUUAUAUAUUUAUUUACCAUCCUGCUUGCUGGACAUAUAGAACAGUCUUUUUGUACAUUUCAUUGUCACAUUCUUUAAACCAAAAUUCAAACACCCUCCUGCUUCUAUCUUGUUGAGUCAUUUGUGUGGUUGCUGUGUCAGCCAGCUGUGAUGCAAGACCUACAUUUCAAGUAAAUGAAAUGUAAAUUCCUGUGGUGUCUUUUUAACAUCUGUUAUGGUGCAAGAUAUGUCUGUUUGUAUCCAAAACCAAUUCCUGUUGCUGGAUGUAAGUCACUGCAGAAAUUUGAAAUCAAGAAAUGGCACAAGUGGUAAUGAACAUUAAAAAUCAAUUUUGACCAUGA